UUAAAUUUUAUAUUUAUUUUUACAGUGCAAAUAUUUUGAUGGAAAAGAACCCAUUAUUGAGGAGAACGAUAUUUGUCUGAGUUUAAGCAUAAUGAAGACGGUAUUUAGCUGAGCAGAAACAAACACCUGAAGGCAUAAAUAAUAAGCAAUAUAAAAGCAACAUUUCAAGCACAUAAAAUUCUUGGAAGUUCCAACUAUUUAAAAAAUUAAUUUUAUUAAAAUUAUAAAUCUAAUAUUAAAUGUGUUACCUGUCUUCAAAUGUAGUCAUUCAAAUUUUUAAUUCCCAUCUAAAUAAUUCGUUCUUAAUGUUUUGAUUUUCAUAAAAAAGAAGCUGAUGAUGGAGGAUAAGUUUGGUCCAUUUCCUAUUUCUUCUGAAGUUAGGAGAGCUGUAGAAGAAUAUUUAAAUGUCCCUACAGUGUUUAAAGGCCAAUAUUGGACAAAAACCGGGAUAAAAUUUUCUGAUUCCAUUAAAAAUUUUCGAGAAAUGUUUACAGAUGUUCUUCUUGAUUUCAGGAUAGUUUCAAAUUCCUGUAAAGGUACAUCAUGGGAAGGAGAUGCUCAAUAUAUGGAGGCAACUAUUUCUCAAUUCAUUGACUGGCAGCAUGGGGUAGCAACCCCAGAGACUCCUUUUUAUAAAUUUAAUAAGGAAAAAUUUUGGGCAUACUCCAGCUACAAUUAUAUGAAUAUUAUUUUUUCCAAGGAAUUUAAAAUGUUACAGGAUAUGAACUGGGGACAGUUUGGAUUUCCAGAGAUAACUGGAAAAGAUAGCACUUUUUGGUUAGGUAGCACUGGUGCCAAUACACCUUGUCAUGUUGAUUCCUAUGGCUGUAAUUUAAUUGCUCAAGUUUUUGGAAGAAAAAAAUGGGUGCUUUUUCCACCUGAGGAUGCUAAAUUUCUCUAUCCAACUAGAAUACCCUAUGAAGAAUCUAGCAUUUUUAGUUCAGUUAAUGUUGCAGAACCUGAUCUAGAAAAACAUCCUCUUUUUAAGAAAGCUCAUCCCUAUGUUGUGAUUUUGGAAAAUGAUGAAGUCUUGUUUGUACCUAAGGGAUGGUGGCAUUUUGUUUUAAAUUUAGAUUCUGUCACUGUGAGUGUUAAUACCUGGAUCAAAUUGGAAUCAGAUUCCAGUAGUCAUCUUGCAGAAAGUGCUACAAAAGUUCUUAUGACUGCUUUGAUAUCUUCUUAUGAACCAGAGGGAGAAAUAUGGUUGAAUCCUAAAGAGGAAUUAGUAUCUCCUGAUGAAACUCUAGGUUACAUUAUUUCAACUCUAAAAGAAUUGAAAAAUAAGGGGGAUAUUUCAAAUUGCCAUGCUCAGGAUAGCAAAACUAAAGUUCCAAAAUUGAAAAAAGAAGAUAAUGUUCAUUCAGAAAGAUGUAAUGACAACAUUUUUAGUUUUCAGAACAUUAUUUCUGUCAAGUCAACAUCUAUUUUGAAACUGUAUUCUAAAGAGAAUGAAAUUAGCUCAGAAAAACCGCAGUGUGAUCAUGAAAUAACUACAGAAAAGAUAAUUAACUGUUUUGUUCAUCCAGAUGUAAUAAAGUUAGUUUGCCAAUUGCUAAAAGAAAUUUGAAUAAUAGUGUUUUUUGGAUGACUAACUGAAGAAAGAAAACUGCAAUUUUAUGUCAAGUUUUUAUUUUCUAAGCAUUCAUGAUUGUUGUAUUGAAAAUUUUUGGCAUUUGAUAUAAUGAUAACUCUUAAUUUAUGUAUAAAUUAAGAGUUAUCAUUAUAUCAAAAAGAGUUAUCAUUUAUAUAGAAAAAUGAAAAUAAUGUUUUGGAUGUUCAUGACAAAGCUUAUAUUAUGGAGCCCUUUUAUUAAAAUUUGUCCAAAAAUUAUCAGUAAUUAAUUACAAAUUAUCAGUGAUUCUACAUAGAUGCAUUUUAGGCUUAAAAUUAACCACUUCUCUAACAAUGGAUAGAGACAAGUUUUGAUUUAUGAAUAUUGAACUUUUUUUCAUUCUAAGAUGAUAAUUUAAUCACCAUAAUUAAAAAAACCUCAGAAUUCGGAAUAAUAUGCAUUCUAAAAAAUUGUUGCAUAUUAGUGGCACAUCUCAAAAAGGUUUUAUAUAGUAUACGGUUUUACAUAUAUUAUUAUAAGAGAUUCACUAAGAUUAAAUAUUAUUCUUGUAUCAUUAACAUUAUGUAAGUUUGUUUUUGUGAACAUACAGGUGUUUAAGACGUAUGUAAAUGGUGGUUUUGAGAUAAACAUGUCAGAUCAAAAUAAUAGAACUAGUAAUUUUGUUUUGAUAUUUUUGAAAUAACCUUUCUAAUAAUUUAAAUUAGGCUUGGGAUUUGUUUUAGUCUCAGGGGAUGGGAUGAAUAAAUGAGUUUGGUCUCAGAUAGGUUUUUCAAAUAUAAUAAAUUUUAAGUUUUAUCAUCUAACAUGUUUUGCAAAAAAUCGGUUGUUCAAUUCAGGAUAUUUCCUCCCCCUCGAAGUGUUGAGUUAGGUUUCAUUUCACACGUCAUUUUGAUCCGAUGUACAUUUCUAGAGAUAUUUGAUUGUUUCUAUACUUUUCAGACACUCUGCAUAUAUACAUAUAUCCUCUAAUCUAUAGCUUUUUAAUGUUUCAUUUUUAAUUGAAGUUAUUGUUGCCUCCAAAAAUUAUUUUAGGUUUUUUAAAUAUAUUAUUGAAUAGUCCUAAUUGUAUUGCCUAAUGUGAUAGUCAACAGUUGUGUUAAUGCCAUUUCAAAACUUUUAUGAACUUUCAAAUCAUUAUAUGUUAGUCAAUUCACUUCAAUUUUUAUAUAAAGAAAAAUGUUUUAACUCUUAAGAAUUAAUGGGUCAAGCAUACUUAAAGUGUUAUUUUAUCAUAUUUAUUAGCAAUAGGAUAAAAUAUUUAAAUUUAAAAAAAUUGGUAAAGGCAGGUAAAAAUGUAUGGGCAGUUUGUAUUGUACAAUGGUUUCCAAUCUGAGGUAAGGGCUGAAAGCAUCCUAAAGUCCUUUUUUUUUUUGCUGCCUACAAAGCAAAAUAUAUAUAUAUAUUUUUUUGUUGCGAAAAUUCAUAUAUUAAUUUUUUUAGUGCCCAAAUUAAAUAAGUUUAAAUUUUCUCAGUUUCUGAAAAUAAGUGCAUCCAUCUUUUGUUUUAUGAAAGUGGGUUCACUAGUUUUUGAGGUUAAUUAUUAUUAAAAGAAAGAUUAUUUAGUAUGAGCAUAUUACAAAUUAUCAUAUUUCAUUAUUUCUCUGUAUUAAAAUUUUUGAUUUAAAUUUUAUUAACUUUAAAAAAAAAACAUAUGUUUUAGAAACAUAUAACUGGAAGAGUGAAAAUGUGUACAGACUAGUGAUAUCUUUCAGUUAUUGGUUAGUUAACUUUUUACCUCUGCAAAUAUAUAUAUACACACACACUAAAUGAUUUUAAAAAUAAAUCACAUUUCUCACUUAUAACAUAAAACACAGUAUUUGUAGAAGUUAAUAUUUUUGUGCAAUUAUCGUAUGUAAGAUAUUGCUUAAUACUAAUACAAUUAAUGUUCUUGAGCUAAUGAUUUUGAUGAUUACUUGUAAUCAAGAAUGUUUGUGUUUUAUGAAGAACUUCUACAAUAUUUAAACAAUUUUUUGAAUGAAACCUAUUUCUAGAUAAUUUUUUCCUAGUCAAUUUAUUUUUAAAUAUUG
Messenger RNA from Parasteatoda tepidariorum (common house spider), 3600 nucleotides. Its product is annotated as HSPB1-associated protein 1 homolog. The record is from RefSeq and is a predicted model, not a curated record. NCBI's taxonomy places the organism in Eukaryota, Metazoa, Arthropoda, Arachnida, Araneae, Theridiidae.